GCUGUGCCCCCAAAAGCCAACCCUAACCUGACACUAUACUGUCCUAGCCUGCCAGCAGUGACCCCUAGCCUGCCACUGUACUGUCCUAGCUUGCCACUAUACUACCCUAGCCUGCCACUAUACUGUCCUAGCUUGCCACUAUACUACCCUAGCCUGCCACUAUACUGUCCUAGCCUGCCAGCAGUGACCCCUAGCCUGCCACUAUACUAAUCCCAGUUAUGUGUUGUAAGCUGUGCCCCUGGUCCUCUGCCCUGCCAGCAGUGACCCCUGCCUUCUGCUCUGCCAGCAGUGACCCCUGCCUUCUGCCCUGCCAGCAGUGACCCCUGCCUUCUGCUCUGCCAGCAGUGACCCCUGCCCUCUGCCCUGCUAACCUCCGAUCCUCUGCCCCCCUGACAU
Molecule: messenger RNA, 396 nt
Organism: Staurois parvus
Lineage: Eukaryota; Metazoa; Chordata; Amphibia; Anura; Ranidae
Source: the annotation of a GenBank genome assembly